This is a messenger RNA of Jatropha curcas, 9594 nucleotides long. The record is from RefSeq and is a predicted model, not a curated record. Lineage: Eukaryota; Viridiplantae; Streptophyta; Magnoliopsida; Malpighiales; Euphorbiaceae.
UCAAAUUCUAUUUCCAAUCUCAGCCGUUCAUUCCUAUCCCCAACUUUUUUCGAUUUAAAAGUUUAAACCCAAAAUUUCAAACACUGAACAGAAAAACAGUGAUGUUGUAAGUAAGCUCAAAUCCAAGACUCAGAGAGAGAGAGUGAGAGAGAGAGAGAGAUAUGCUUACUCGAACCAAGAUCCAGUAAUUUCUCCAUUUUCAUUUUCAAUAUUAAACCCAGCUGAAAUCAGCUCUUCUUCUCAAGUUUCAGUGACUCGAAAUCUGAGGAUUUUGUUCUUCACUUCCACUCUCAGGAUGUUGAGGGAUUUCAAAUUCCUGCGCCGAAAUUCGGGCAAGCAUAAUGAGGAAAUCGAAAAUGUGCCUGUAAAUCCUAGAGAUUCAUUAGGGAGUCAAGCUAGCACUGACUCAUCUAGGCCUCCGUUGAACACGAUUCAAGACCCAGCCCCUAUUCCCCACCCUACUAAUUCUAAAUUGGAUCAAGAAGGAUUGACUGCUAGAAGUAAAAUUUGCAGAACUCCAACUAAGCCCAAGACCAGAAAUGCUGACUCUACUUUGCCUCUCCGUACGCCAGAUAAACAUGGAGGAGGAGGGGCAUUUCCGGCCAAGCACCGGUUUGGGUGGGCUCAGAUGAAUGAGCCUAGCUCAACUCCCAGUGAAUCGCGUGAUGAAGUGAGAACUGAUUUCAAUAGCUAUUCAAUGCAGCCGAGCCGAGGAGGUUUGCCAAAUACGACUCCAAGAUCCUCUAGGACAGUGGGGAGGCCUGUUUCAAGUUAUUCUGAAACUAAUUCCACGCAGAGCACACCGACCAAGAGUGUUUCUAAGCCUCCGAGUUCAGGGAUUAGGAAUAAGUUGGAUGGGAGUAUUGGAGGAGGGCGUAUGGGGAAUUUCGCUGCAUUAUAUAGAGGUGUUCCUGUUUCUGGUGGCUCAAGUACUACAGUUGUUAAUACUGUUGAAGUACCUCAUUUUGAUCUCAAGGAGGAUCCAUCAUUUUGGAUGGAACACAAUGUACAGGUUCUUAUUCGAAUGCGUCCGCUCAACAGCAUGGAAAAGAGCAUUCAUGGUUACAACAGGUGCUUGAAGCAAGAAAGCGCCCAAAGUAUCACUUGGAUUGGGCAACCAGAAACUCGUUUCACAUUUGACCAUGUAGCCUGUGAGACAAUAGAUCAGGAAACGCUUUUUAGGAUGGCUGGUCUCCCAAUGGUGGAAAAUUGCUUGUCUGGUUACAAUAGCUGUAUGUUUGCCUAUGGUCAGACAGGAAGUGGGAAGACAUACACAAUGCUUGGUGAAAUUGAUGAUUUAGAAGUCAAGCCCAGCCUACAUCGUGGAAUGACACCAAGGAUAUUUGAAUUCUUGUUUGCAAGGAUUCAAGCUGAAGAAGAAAGUAGAAGGGAUGAAAGGCUAAAAUAUAAUUGCAAGUGCUCUUUCUUAGAGAUUUACAAUGAACAAAUUACCGAUCUCCUUGAUCCCUCAUCUUCCAAUUUGCUUCUGAGAGAGGAUGUCAAAAAGGGUGUCUAUGUAGAAAAUUUGUCAGAAUUUGAAGUUCAAACUGUGAGCGACAUUUUGAAGCUAUUGACUCAGGGUUCUCUAAAUAGAAGAGUUGCAGCAACAAAUAUGAAUAGAGAGAGCAGUCGGUCACAUAGUGUUUUUACAUGUGUAAUUGAGAGCAGUUGGGAAAAAGAUUCUACAACUAACCUACGGUUUGCUAGACUGAACCUAGUUGAUCUUGCAGGUUCAGAAAGGCAGAAAAGUUCAGGUGCUGAAGGUGAGCGCCUAAAGGAAGCAGCAAAUAUAAACAAAUCAUUGUCCACAUUAGGUCAUGUAAUUAUGAUUCUAGUAGAUGUGGCAAAUGGGAAGCCAAAACAUGUUCCUUAUAGGGAUUCAAGGUUGACCUUCCUUCUUCAGGACUCACUUGGUGGAAAUUCAAAAACAAUGAUUAUUGCUAACGUUAGCCCUUCCAUAUGCUGUGCAGCUGAAACACUAAAUACUUUAAAGUUUGCUCAGCGAGCAAAACUUAUCCAGAAUAAUGCCGUGGUGAACGAAGAUGCCACUGGGGAUGUCAUAGCACUGCAGCAUCAAAUAAGGCUUCUAAAGGAGGAACUAUCUCUCCUAAAACGUCAAAACGUCUCCAGGUCUUUGUCAUUUGGUUCAACCAUCAAAUAUAGAACUACUGAUUCCAUCGACAUUGAGAACAUGUAUGAAGCUGAUCAACAACAGGUUGAUGGCUUGCUUGGAUCUGAAGCAAAAGGUGUUAUCAGAAUGUCUACUAAGCAGUUGAAGUCUUUGGAGAUGACACUUGCUGGUGCAUUGAGAAGAGAACAAAUGGCAGAGACAUGCAUCAAGAAACUUGAAGCAGAGAUUGAGCAUUUGAACCGUUUGGUUCGUCAAAGAGAGGAGGAGACCAGGAGCACAAAAAUGAUGCUUAGAUUUCGAGAAGACAAAAUUCAGAGAACAGAAUCACUACUCAGUGGUUCAUUGCAGCAAGAUACUUAUUUGCUUGAAGAGAACAGAGCCCUCUGUGAAGAGAUUCAGUUGCUUCAAGCUAAAGUAGAUAAAAAUCCUGAAGUAACUCGCUUUGCAUUGGAGAAUAUAAGGCUUUUGGACCAACUCAGAAGAUUUCAAGAUUUCUAUGAGGAAGGGGAGAAAGAAAUACUCUUGGAUGAAGUAUCUGGACUUCGGGAACAGCUGCGUCAUUAUCUUGAUGGGAAAUCCAUACAGCAUAACCAUCCAAAUGUCAAUAGCCAACCUCAGGAAGCUAGGCACAUCAUCAAUGAAGACAAUUCUCUCCACUCAGAGUUAAAGAACACUCUCAAUGAGUUAGAAGAGUGCAGGCGUAACUUAAAUUCUUGCUUGGAAGAGAAUCAAAAACUAACAAGAGAAAUAAAUGAUCUAAAUUUUCUGUUAGAGAACCUCAAAUCUACCACCCAAGAUGAAGAUGGUAAUAUCAGAACUACUAAGGAUUCUUCGAAAGCUCUAAAAUCUGGACUUGGAAAUCGUAAGGAAGAUCAGAAUGAGGUGGAGAGCAUUAAUGGUAAUUCAUAUGCGGAAGAAAUGUUGGAUUUGCAGCUGGAAUUGGACAUAUUGAAGAUUAUUCUCAAAGAAGAGAAAUCAUCUCAUGCUGAAGCAGAGGAACGGGCAGCAUGCUUGAGUGGAGAACUAGAGCUGGCACAAGAAAAUUUUAUGUUUAUAAGCAAGCAAUUUAGAGAUGUAACUCUUGAAUUGAAAGAGGCAAAGUCAGUUGUUGAAGCCUUGGAGUCUGAGCAAAUACUAUCAAUAAAUGACAUGGAAGACCUGAGGAAAAGUAACAGCCAUUACAUGGAGCUUUUACAUGAAAAGGAGCUUGAAAUAAUAGCUUUAAAGGACAAACUUUCUAGAAAGGAGUUAAGAGAUUGCCCAUCUAACCAUUCAGAGAGCGAGGACUCCACUUUACAGACAAAAUUGAAGAGGAUGCAAUAUUCCCUUGAGAAGGCCAAGAGACUGAACACAUGGUACCAAAAUGAUCAUGCAUUUCAGACGACUAAUGAAGAACAAAGGGAUGAAAUCCGUAAGCAGGCAGAGGCUGAAACUGCUGAGGUUAUUGUCUGUAUGCAAGAAGAACUAUCCUCUCUUCAGCAGCAAGUUCAUGAUUGCCAUUUGAAAGAGAAGGAGACUAAAGAAGGUGUGAUGCUUCUCGAAACUGAGUUGAAGGAGCUGCAGGGGAAGUUACAAUUGUUAACUGAAGACAACAAACAGUUACAUGGAAAGCUGGAGUGUAAACGCGAGGAACUGAAAAAAUCAUCUAAAGAAUGGGAAUUGUUGGCUUGUGAGAUGAUGGAAAUUCUUGCAGAUGGGCAAGAAGCACUUACAGAUGCCGCUGAUCAGCUUAACCUUAUAUCUAGCUCCUUUCCACAAAAACGGAUCUGGAUAUUUGAACAAGUUGGCAGGUUAAUUAGAGUCAUCUCUGAAAAGGAGUUAUUGAUUGAAGAACUUGGCAAAUGUUUAGAGGACGCAAAUAAUAAAAGAAGUGAAAUGGAGUGCAUGCUUAAGUCCUUGAGGGGAGCAGCAUUAGUGAUCAAUGAAGCACAACAGCAAGAGUGCAAUGAGAAGGAGAAAGAAAUUGUCCUCCUGAAGUCCCUUUUAAAGGAGAAAAUAUCUACCAUUGUAGAGCUCGAGGAGAAGGUCAAACUGGCUGAACUUCAUGCUAGCAAAUCAUCAGAUUGUGCUACAGCUGCUUUUGUUAUCGUGAAUAGGCUUUCAGAAGUUAAUGUUAAUAAUCUUGAUGAAUUAAAGUAUAAGGCUGCCCAACUUAGUGAGUCAACAGAGAUUAAUCAAAGGAAAGACAUCCUUUUAGCAGAUCAGGCUGCUGUCAUUGAAGAGGCGGAGGAAAAAAUUCAGUCUUUGAGAAAAGAAUUAGUGGAGUUGAAGGAAACAUGUAUCGAUCUUCAACAUAGACUCUUGGAAGAGGAGAAACGUGCUAAUGACAUGACAAAAAGAAUUGAAGAUCUCGAGGAGAAUGAUAUUUUGAAGACAAGAGAAAAACUAACUGAGUUGCAAACUGGCGUAUCGUCACUCAGAUCAAGCAUGAGCAUCUCAUUGAAGCAUGACAGGAAUCAUGAUUUGAAUGAAACAAAGGGGGAUCAUGAGCCUCUAGAAAGAAGCCAUGUACGGACAGAUGCUGGAGAGGACUUAAGUGCUUGUAUCCCUGAAAGUUCUGUUGAAAUAGAUUCCUGUGAGAAAAAAAAUGAAGGAUUCAAAAGAACUUCCAAGGAUGUCUGUGAUCGAGAUGUUACCAUUAUUCUUCUCAGAAAGGAAAUUGAGUCUGCUCUUGAGAGCUUGCAAGAGGUUCAAGUGGAAAUGGCUAAACUACGCAGUGAGAAAGAAGAAAUAUGGAUGUCAGAGAAACAAAGUCAGGAGAGCUUAAAAUGCUUCUCAACUCACAUACUUGCAAUUCAAGCAGAUAUGAAUGCUUUUGAAAAGCAGUUUGAACUAAAGAUAGAUGCUGGCAAUCAUAAACUACAAUCACUUGAACAAAUUGUCCAGGAAGCUGGAAUUCAUUGUUGCCAAACAAAAGAGUUUCUUGAGAUGGAAGUUGGUGAUGCAAAGAUAGUUGCAGCCCAGAAGGCAGCAGAGGCUUCUUGUAUUUUUGCGAAAUUUGAAGAGGCCCAAGAUACCAUGAAAGAAGCUGAUAUUAUGAUUAAUGGACUGGUAAUAGCUAAUGAAACACUGAAACUUGACAUGAAAAGGCUGAAACAAAUUGAAAGCACAUUAACCAAUGAGAGGGAUAUGCUGAUGAAUGAGGUUAGAAGUUUGCAAUCCAUCAAUUCUCUGAAGAAUGUGCAAGUUGAAGACCUUGAAAAACAGUUUCAUUUAAGUUUGGUGGAAACAAGCGAUCUAGUUUUGGAGCUGGAGGGUAUUAUUGCACAGAUUCAAACCUCUUUCAAGGAAAAUUUCAAUUAUCUGGUGUGUGAUUUUCUUUCUAUCACGGCUCUAGUCUUAGACUCAAAAAAGUUGGUGCGGACAUGGCUUGAAGAUGUCUGGUCUGAGAUAAUUUUGAAGGAUUGUGCUGUAUCAGUGCUGCAUCUCUGUCAUAUGGGCAUUUUGUUGGAAACAGCGACAGGACUAAAUGCAGAAAAUGGAUUGUUGCAACAUGGCUUGUGUGAAUCAAACACAAUUAUAGCUGAUCUGAGAGAAAACAAUUCUAAGUCAAGUAAAGAUCUUCAAAUGUGCAGAAAUCUGAAGGGGAAAUUACUGGCUGAUAUCAAAAACAGUUUUGAUCGGAUCUUGAGGAAAGAGGAGGAAACUGGAGAUCUUAGCACUAAGUUAACCACUUUUGAAAAAAAGAUCUUUGACCUACAGUUGCAGGAGGAAUCGAUGUUACAAAGGUCCAACUACAUGGGAUCACAGCUUUCUAUUCUAAUGCAGGACUUGGACUUCAGUAACAGGAACAUUGCCCAGUCUCUUAUUGAUCAAGAGAAAAUUCUGACAGAGAAAGAGGUGCUUCUAAAUUCUCAGGCUGAGCUUUUCCUGACGGACUUUUGUUCAAAAGACAUCGAGUCACUUGUCUUGGCAUCACAGCUGGAAGAGAUGUCUCUCCAGAAAGAUGAAGCUGAGAAAGAGAACAGAAGUUAUGCUUCCGUCCUUGAGACUUUGAAGGAAGAAAUGGUUCUUUUAAUGGUGGAUGGAGAGUUGAAAGAACAAGUUCUAUUGGCCAAGGAUACUGAGGUUCAGGAUCUUUUGUCCUGGCUGAACCAAGGCCAUUUAAGAAUUACAGAGAUGAAUGAGGUAAACAGGAGCCUUGAAGGAGAGAUUCAAUUGCUGAAGGAUGCAGCGUGUUCAAAUGAUGUGUUGAAAGGUGAAUUGGAUGAAGUCAUGGAAAGCAAGGCAAGACUGUUAAUUCAAAUUCAAGAACUAGAAGCUGAUCGCGAGAAACUGCUAAAUGAUUUGAAAACCAAAGAGAUAGCAUUGGAUGGCUCCUCCAGUCAUAUCUCCAUUCUUGAUCAACAAAACCAGAAAUUGCAGAAGGAUAUCUGCUUGUUGGAAACUUUAUCAAGCGUGCAUCAAACUGAACUAGACAAGAAAGAUGUAGAACUUAGCAGAAUGAGUGGUGUGGAAGACGAAAAUGAGACACUUAAAAGUGAGGCCUGGAAGUUAAAGACAGAUAACAGCAUAGUUCUCCAAGAUUUGGAGAAGAAAAUUUCUGAAAUUGAAUCAUUUUCAAGCCAUAUUAAGAUCACUGACAUGGAAAAUCACAGGUUACAAGAGAGAAUCUUGUCCUUGGAGACUCUUCUUGCUAGUCUACAGACUGAUUUGGAGAUGAAAGAUAAUGAAGUGAAUGAACUACUGCAUUGUAAGUCCGUUGCCAUGGCAGAAUUAAGCUCAAAAGACCAUGAUUUGCAAACAUUUGCUGAUAAAAUGAAUGCAUUAAAGAAUGAGAACAUUCUUUUGAAAAAUGAACAUAAAUCUCACAAAAAAGUUAUACAUGAAGCUCUCUCCAAGUCAAGCCUGAACAAUAUGAAGUGUGUUGAUCUGCUGGGGGAUGUGGAUAAAUUAUUUAGUUUGCUGGACAAAGAAAGAAAUACGGUUGUAGAGAAAAUGUUGUCUGAGAUAUCUGAAGCUGUAGAAAGGACAUUAAAGUUUUCAGAAGAAAUCGAGUAUCUGGAGUGCCAUGCUAAAGAGCUGGUAUCUGACAACAGUAGUCUCCAGGUUGAGUUAUUAAGGAAAGAUGAUAUUUUGAAAGGACUGUUGUUUGAUUUAAGCUUGCUACAAGAGUCUGCAUCUAGCACUAAGGAUCAAAAGGAUAAAAUUGAGGAAAUGAUGGCCUCCCUGGAGGCUUUGGAAGAUGAUCUUGUUUUGAAGUCAAGUGAGCUUGUUGAAGCUGUUGCUCACAGUCAGAUGCUUGAAGCCCAGUUGCAGGAGAAAAUAGGUAUUAUCUCUUCUCUUGAGUUGAAUUUGGCGAAGGAAUGUGAGACCCUGAAAUUGUCUACUUGUGAAAAUAUGGAGCUGAGAGAUCAAAUUGAAGAAGCCUUAGCUGCAAAAAGUUCUCUUGAGGAAGAAUUAUCAGAGAGAAGGAAUUUGACUGAGAACUUGGAGAUGGAACUCUCAGAAAUGGGUAGCACUCUUGGCCAAAUGAAUAGUACUAUUGAAUCUUUAAGGACCAACUUGGAUGAAGUUGCUAAUGAAAGAGAUCAGCUACAAAUGGAGAUGCAUAUUUUGAAAGAAAAGCUUGAAAAGGCACAGGCUUGGGCUGAAGAAAAUGAAGCUAUUGCAUUGGAGGCCCAACAGAUAGCUGAAUCUAGGCAGACCUAUUCUGAAGAAAAGGAAGCAGAGGUGAAGCUACUAGAGCGGUCUGUUGAAGAGCUAGAAUGCACCAUAAAUGUACUGGAAAAUAAGGUUGACAUUCUUAAAGGAGAAACUGAACGACAAAGAUUACAAAGAGAGGAGCUAGAGGUGGAGCUUCAUGCUAUAAAUCAUCAGAUGCAGAAUGUUAAAAGUGCUGACAGUGACAUGAAAAGGUUCAGGCAUUUGGAUGAGAAGGAGAAAGGCCUUGAAGAAGCCUUAAAGCACAUACAGAUUCUUGAGAGGGAUAUUGCUGAGAAAGAUGCAGAGAUCACCAAAUGCAAGGCACAUAUCUCUGAGUUAAAUUUGCAUGCAGAAGCCCAGGCCAGUGAGUAUAAGCAGAAGUUCAAGGCCUUGGAAGCCAUGGCUGAGCAAGUAAAACCUGAAGGCCAUUUCUCCCACAUUGCAAAUUCUUCAUCAAACAAGUUAGAGAAAAAUGCCUCCAAGUCUAGGGGUUCUGGCUCCCCUUUCAAAUGCAUUGGUUUGGGUUUGGCACAACAAAUGAAAUCUGAAAAAGAUGAGGAGCUUACGGCUGCUAGGUUGCGUAUUGAAGAGCUAGAAUCCCUAGCAGCUGGUCGACAAAAAGAGGUGUUUGCAUUAAAUGCGAGAUUAGCUGCUGCGGAGAGCAUGACGCAUGAUGUUAUUCGAGAUUUAUUGGGAGUAAAAUUGGACAUGACAAAUUAUGUGUCACUGUUGGAUAACAAGCAACUUCAGAAGAUAGCAGAGAAAGCCCAACCUAAUAGCACGGAAAGUCAACCAAAGGAGAAGGAAGAGCUUAUUAAACUCAAACAGCAGCUCAAUGAAUUUAUUGAGGAAAGGCGAGGAUGGCUAGAGGAAAUUGAUCGUAAACAGGCCGAGAUGGUUGCAGCACAAAUAGCAUUGGAAAAGCUUCAUCAGCGAGAUCAGUUACUUAAAGCAGAAAAUGACAUGUUGAAGAUGGAGAAUGUAAAUAAUAAGAAGAGGCUGAUGGAACUUGAAGGUGAAGUGAAGAAGCUGUCUGGCCAGCAAAACCUCCAGCAGCGCAUUCAUCAUCAUGCAAAAGUCAAGGAGGAGAACAAUUUCCUUAAAAUUCAGAAUGAAGACCUUUGUGCUAAACUGCAGCGUUCAGAGAUCAUUCUUUCACGGGUUAAGGAAGAGCUUGCACAUUAUCGCUCUUCCAUUGGUAAAAGUCCUUACAUAGAUUUUGAUGGGGAACAACAGUUGAUGAACAAACUGAAGGAAACUGAGGAUGACAGGGUACAAAUAGCACAGAGGUUAUUUGGCUUGUGUACCAGUGUUCUGAAGGUAGCUGGAAUAACAAAACCUGUAUCCAAUGUAACCCCUGCUGCUGCUGAAGAGGCACUUGAGCAGAUGAAAAGUAAACUUACUUCACUGGAAAGAGAAUGCCAAGAUUUGACAAUUAAGAACAGAAUUACCACUGAAAAAAAUCGAUUGUUGGAGGUAAUGGCUCAAGCGUCACCAGUAAACUCAAGGAUAGAUGAGAACUGUCAAACUCCAAAAAGGAGUCAAACUUCUUUUCUUUCUGCUUUAGACAGAUAGAACUCACUGCCUCAAAAAGGAUAUGGUUAAGUUAGCUUUUUGCUAGCAAUUGUAACAAUACAGAGAAAAAAUGGAUACGUUCAUUUGUUGUUUUUGUUUUGGUUCUUGUCAGGUUGAGCUGUGUACCAUUUUUUUUUUCUCAUGCUGUAUAUCAAUUCUUUUGUUGUGUACUAUUCCCAUGUAAAUAACUAAAUACAUAAAAUUCAAUGAAAAUUGAUCCUUUCCCCUUUGUAGAUUUCAAA